UCUUCUUCUUCUUCUUCUUCUUCUUGGCUUAGAAAAAAAAAGAUGGGACUCCAAAAUGAAAAGAAAAUGAAAAUACUAUGCCUUCAUGGAUUUAGAACCAGCGGAAGUUUCCUCAAGAAGCAAAUUAGCAAAUGGGAUCCUUCUAUUUUCCAUCAAUUUGACUUCGAUUUCCCAGAUGGAAUUUUCCCUGCUAAAGGCAAAUCUGACAUAGAAGGCAUUUUCCCACCACCCUACUUUGAGUGGUUCCAGUACAAUGAGGACUUCACAGAGUAUACAAAUCUUGAAGAAUGCAUCUCUUAUUUGUGUGAAUACAUCACAAGCAAUGGCCCUUUUGAUGGUUUGCUUGGCUUCUCUCAGGCAUCAACACUCUCAGCUCUGUUGAUUGGCUACCAAAUUCAGGGAAAAGUGUUGAAGGAACAUCCACCUUUGAAAUUGUUUGUAUCAAUAUCAGGGACAAAGUUCAGAGAUCCAAGAAUAUGUGAAGUUGCUUACAAGGACACUAUCAAGGUGAAGUCCGUUCAUUUUAUAGGAGCCAAGGACUGGUUGAGAUUGCCUUCUGAGGAGCUUGCCACUGCCUUUGAUAACCCUCUUAUCAUAAGGCACCCACACGGCCACACUGUCCCAAGACUUGAUGAGGAAUCCACUGGGAAGCUACGUGCAUGGGCGACAGAGAUCAUCCAAUGCAACAACAGAAUUUUGGAGAAAGAAGAAAUUAAGGAGGAUGAGGAAAAGAAGCAAGAAAGGCCUGAUAAGAUAGACAACCAAGAGCAGAUUACUAUUCCAGUUUGAACCAAGGAACUAACAAUGGAGCAACUAUUUGCUGCAAAACUACCCUCUAUGAUUUCUAUUAUAUGCUAUGCCACCUAGUUUGGGAAUGUAAAUCAUAGCUGUGAGCUAUUGCGCCCUCCCUUCGUAAAGAUAUAAAUAAAUAAUAAAAAUAAGGGAGAAAGAAGAAGAUUAAAUGAAGUUGAAGCUCGCCCAGUCUCUUGUAAGUUUGACAGUUUAGUGCUGAUGUAGUAGCAAUGUUCAUAAAGGGGCUAAUUCUUAAGCCUCACAGAGAAACUUGAGUCAAAUUUGUUCACUUUAGGAGAUUGACGUGUGCGAAAACCAAUUUUGGAAGUCGACAGUGAAUGCCAGAAACCAUCAAAGCCAUUAGUACUGUCACUGCUUAAUUAAUUACAUUAUGAUAUUAUCCUAAGAUAAAUCUUUCAUGGUAUUGAAUGUUCAACAUUUUAAAGAACUUGAUUAA
Hevea brasiliensis (rubber tree) is the source of this 1249-nucleotide messenger RNA. RefSeq lists its product as uncharacterized. The record is from RefSeq and is a predicted model, not a curated record. Lineage: Eukaryota; Viridiplantae; Streptophyta; Magnoliopsida; Malpighiales; Euphorbiaceae. The transcript is spliced from 6 exons. Bases 43 to 789 code for a protein of 248 amino acids.